CAAAGGGUCCAUUUGACACAUAGAUCAUGUCAACUCAAAAGAUACUCUCAAGACUACAAUCCGGCCUUGGCGCAGCAAAGCUUUCGCCCAACAUCACCAAGAUCUCGGUCUCCUUGGCCACGAAGGGCAAGAAUGAGUGCGCUGGUGCAAGACACUUCAUCAAGGAAGACUUGCCUGGAGUUCAGUACAACAAUCCUGCUGUUGAAUAUGAAAUUAUCAAGUCUCCUGAGGCUGCUACAAAGCCUGUUUUGACUGUAUCAUUCGCUGAUCAAUCAACAAAAACAAUUGAACUCGCUCGCCAGCAAUCAUCAUCCAUUUGCAAACAACUUAUGGAAAUUGCCGCAUAGAUAUCGCUUUUUCUCAUCCUGUAUAUUGUUUCUUACCUGUUUACAACAUUUACCUACUAUCAUAGACACACCCCAAUUGCAAAUACAU
Molecule: messenger RNA, 435 nt
Organism: Umbelopsis ramanniana AG
Lineage: Eukaryota; Fungi; Mucoromycota; Umbelopsidomycetes; Umbelopsidales; Umbelopsidaceae
Exons: 3
Coding region: 27-347 (106 amino acids)
Cellular component (GO): mitochondrion
Molecular function (GO): structural constituent of ribosome
Source: RefSeq, a predicted model, not a curated record